UCGCCUGGAAAGGGGGGGAAGUUUGAUCCUCUUUCUCACGGAUCACAGUUACGGGAGUUUCUCUCCCCUGCUCACCGAGCACCAGGAUUUCCUUCUUUAACUUUUGAAUUCUUCGUGUAGGUCUAGCAGAACGACAUUGUGUAGAAUAACAGAUUUCGCAUAGGCUAUAACUUAGCUCCGCUAACACGGGGUUUAAAUUUUAUUUACUCACUUUUCGUUUCCUUUUGUCAUUUGAGCCCAAAUGACUAUGCUCCUUGACAGUGGUCCUCAGUUCCCAUCGCUUGGAGUUGGGGGGUUCGGAACACCGAGGCAUCAUGAACUCGGGAACAGAGACCCGGGUCUGGGACUAAAUCCCUUCGCAGAUUCCUCACAUUCGGCAGCGUUCAAGCUUAGUCCAGUGACCCACGAUAUCGCGUCUAGUCAGACGUCUGCGUUUACUCCGCAAGCUACUGGAUAUGCAGCCGCGCUUGGGCACCACCACGGUGGACAGGUGGGCUCCUACGGCGGGGGACCGUUCAAUACAACCCGCGACUUUCUCUUCCGAAACCGUGGAGCUGGCAUCGGCGAGUCGGCAGCAUCGAGCGCCCAGCAUGGGAUCUUUGCUGCUUCCGCGGGGAGUCUACACGGACCCCAUGCAGGAAUCUCUGACAACCCGGGACAUCUGUUGUUUCCUGGGCUCCACGAGCAGGCAGUAAGCCACACAUCACCGAGCGGACAUGUAGUAAACAGUCAAAUGCAUCUUGGUUUACGCGGGGACAUUUUUGGAAGACCAGACCCGUACCGUCCCGUCGCGAGUCCUCGGACGGACCCUUACGGCACCGCUCAGCUGCAUAACUACAACCACCCGAUCAAUAUGAACAUGGGGAUGAACGUCCCGACACACCACGGCCCAGGGGCUUUCUUUAGAUACAUGAGGCAGCCGAUAAAGCAAGAAAUGUCCUGUAAAUGGAUUGAGGAGAACCAGAUGAACCGACCCAAAAAGACUUGCGAUAGGACUUUCAGCACCAUGCAUGAAAUGGUAACGCAUGUGUCCAUGGAGCACGUUGGCGGCCCGGAGCAGAGUAACCACAUUUGCUUCUGGGAGGAUUGUCCCAGAGAAGGAAAAUCAUUUAAGGCCAAAUACAAACUCGUCAAUCACAUCCGUGUACACACUGGAGAAAAGCCCUUCCCGUGUCCGUUUCCAGGCUGUGGCAAAAUAUUUGCAAGAUCGGAAAAUCUGAAAAUUCAUAAAAGAACUCAUACAGGAGAGAAACCGUUCAAGUGUGAAUUCGAUGGCUGCGACAGACGCUUCGCCAACAGUAGCGACAGGAAAAAGCACAUGCACGUGCACACUUCUGACAAGCCCUACAUCUGCAAAGUGUGCGACAAGUCCUACACACACCCCAGCUCUCUCAGGAAACACAUGAAGGUACACGAGUCACAGGGUUCAGAGUCGUCUCCUGCAGCAAGUUCUGGAUAUGAAUCGUCUACACCCCCAGUUUUAGUCUCAGCGAACACAGAGGACCCCACGAAAACCCCACCGUCUGCAGUGCAAAACACAUCUGCACACAGCGAUGGACUAGCGCCCAACUUUAAUGAAUGGUACGUUUGAAGUGACAAACAAGCUCUCUAUACGGACCACAAGAGUAAGGAAACCUUCAAAACUAUUCAAGGUGUACAAAAUGGCAUGGGCACAACAUGGAGAGAUAACAGUUUGCCAGCAGGCCUCGUCCUUUCUCAGGAUUCGAAAAAAUUGACUUUUAUUCCGAGUUCGAAGAAACAAAUCAUAAAUAAAAUACUUUCUAAGAAUAAAUAAAAUGUUUUUCACUUUUAGUUUUCAGGUUUCAGAUAAUUAUUUUAUUUUUCAUUUUAUGUAUUUUCUCAAAAUUUUAUUUAAAAAUAAAAGGAAGAAUAUUUCACGGUGUUUUAUAUUAAGGUGAGAGUUCACCAUCACCUUUUAAUUGAUUGUUACAACUUCAAACAGUCUUAAGAAACGUGCCAAAGUCUUUGUCUUGAACUUGAACAAGAAAAUAAAUCAUAAAUAAGUAUAUAGCCUACUCGUGAAUGUAUUUCCUUGUUUGAUGGGGUCGAAUCUGUUGUCCACGUCCGUUUUCAGGUGGAGAAGUGUGAUGUUAGGUUACGAUUGUUACAUUUGAAUAUAACGUUGCCUUUUGUUAAUAACGAUGUAAAUACAUAUCCAUGAUGCCAUAUUUAUCAAUUUGUAAUUUAAUUAUCGGGGUAAGAUCCGAAUCUUAAAUGAUAUUUAUGGAAAUAUUUUCUAACAAGACUGUACAGUUUUGGGUCAUAACCAGUUUAACAUUUAAGAAAAAAAAUCAUUAACUCUAAAGCUCCCAUUCUGCGAUUGUAUCUUUUUUUACACAAUAAAUGUGUCUUAUUUGGAGAAAAAAUAUCAAUUACAUAAAUAUAAUUGAUUGACAUUUGUUUAUAUAAUGUUUUUACUUUACUGCCAUUCUUUUUAGCUUGUGAGACCAUUGAUAAACAUGUGAAGCAUAAAUUCUGUAGUUGAAAAAAUAUAUAAAGCACGUCUAUCGACAUGCUUUUAAUUUUGAUCAAAUUAACUACUUUUUUAUGUAUUUACUUUAGCAUCAGAGCGUAGACCUAAUUUGUACUAGCAAAGCUUAGCUACAAAUUUCAAGGGCCCUCCAGCCACUUGCAUUCAUUCCUUGCAUCAUGAUCAGAUUCUCAGAAAAGUUCUACCAGAGCAUAUAGUUUUCAUUCAUGAACUGUAAACACAUGUGACAGUGUACAAAACACCAUUUCUAAAUUCUUUGGGAUGAGCCCAACCAUGAGUCCGUAUCCAUUUAUCGAUGGUUCCAGUACUGUCUUUGUGGAUGCAAGUAGCUACGUGUUUAAAUGUGUCCAUUAACAACAAUGAACUGUCACAACACAGGAAUUUCAAAAUAAAAGUUUUUUGUCAGCUUGCAUUGUUUUAAAUGUAGCUCUUCUGUGAAUAUUAGCGUUGUUAUUCGUUAUGAAAACUGUGGUUGUUACAUAUAGAGAAGUCUGAUUUUCUUGUUUUAUGUGAAUAACCUUCCGAGAUGACCUGUUUGUGCGAUCACAACUUUAGUCUGAAGAGUACUAGAUUUAUGUUUCAUGAGGGGAUAUAUGUUUAAUGGCACAAAGAGUUACAGCAUUGCAUUGUAACUUAUUUUUAAGAAUUGAAACUUAUGCAUAUACAAAUAUAUUGUGCUUAUGAGACGAUUUCAGAACACCAGCACUACUUUUAAAAAGAAAAUGUAAACAGCACCUCGUAAGCAACGAUGAUAUAUUAAAUAUGUUUAUUUAAAUAAUUUAAUGAAUAUAUGUUUUAUAAACUAUUUUCUAUACAUUAAUUUAAAAGAACUACGUUUUUUAUUUCAAAUCACCCUCAUAUACUGUAACCUAGGCCCUGAUGUCAGAUUGAACUUCUGAUGUAUAAGCGCAGCUAGUUUGUGAUGUUGUAACAUUUUCUGGGGAAAUGGGUCACGCAUCAAGUUAUUCCUGAAAAGCAAAGUGUUUAACUGAUGAACUGUGUCACAGUGCCACAUAAGACGCAAUUGAUAAUACUACAACGCGCCUAAAUUUAGGGGAAAGAGAAGAAUAGGCUUCUUACUUGUACUUUUUCAAAGCAGGAUAAUUUUUGUUGGUCUGUUUGUUUUACAAACUAUUUAUGAUAAAAUG
This is a messenger RNA of Sardina pilchardus (European sardine), 3660 nucleotides long. It is a transcript of the gene zic3, whose product is annotated as zic family member 3 heterotaxy 1 (odd-paired homolog, Drosophila). Lineage: Eukaryota; Metazoa; Chordata; Actinopteri; Clupeiformes; Clupeidae. Gene Ontology annotation, molecular function: RNA polymerase II cis-regulatory region sequence-specific DNA binding; DNA-binding transcription factor activity, RNA polymerase II-specific. Gene Ontology annotation, biological process: regulation of transcription by RNA polymerase II. Bases 242 to 1591 code for a protein of 449 amino acids. Gene Ontology annotation, cellular component: nucleus. The record is from RefSeq and is a predicted model, not a curated record. The transcript is spliced from 3 exons.